Messenger RNA from Caenorhabditis elegans, 899 nucleotides. It is a transcript of the gene flwr-1, whose product is annotated as Calcium channel flower. The transcript has 4 exons. Gene Ontology annotation, cellular component: membrane; synaptic vesicle membrane; presynaptic membrane. NCBI's taxonomy places the organism in Eukaryota, Metazoa, Nematoda, Chromadorea, Rhabditida, Rhabditidae. Bases 20 to 520 code for a protein of 166 amino acids. The record is from RefSeq and is marked reviewed.
GUAAUUGUUCUCUGUCGACAUGGGGGCUGCCGCGUCUGGAGUUAGCACGCAAAUGCAAGCGGAACACGAUCCGAAUGCCGCGUUUCCAUGGUGGGUUCGCUUCCUGGCAAAAGGAGUCGCCAUCCUCGGAGGUUUCCUCUCCCUAUUCUUCGGAGUCCUCGGCCUGAUCACUCUCUCGGCGACAUGCAUGGUGGCCAUUCUUCUUCAAAUGACAGCUGGAGCAUUAGUCAUUGCGCUGGAGGCCCCAUUCUGCUGCCAAUUCGUCGACUUCAUCGAGAAGAUUGCCCGUUUCAGCGAAUCGCGUGCUCUCUGGCACAAGGCUGCUAUCUACGGAGCCAUGGGACUCAUUCCAAUCUUCCUGUGCAUCGAGCUCAACACUAUCCUUGGUAGUGGAACCAUCUUCGCCUCGGGUGUUAUUUACGGAUUCAUGGCGUUGGGCAAAAAGGCGGACCGCAGUAAUAUGAUGGCCGCUGGAGAUCCGGCGUGGAGCCCACAGGUCAACCAAUCCAACAUUCCAUAAAUUCCUAAAAGUCAUUUCUUCCCGCCCUCAACCCAUCCAGUAAUUUUCACUUUGUCUGUCCAUUUUCACUAUAUAUUUAUGUUUUCAAGUAUUUAUUUCUCAUACAUCUUUCCUCAUCUGCUUUACUCUCCCCCCUCCUCUCACUUAAGCGUUUUAUCUUCCUAUGCAAUUUGACCACGACCAACUAGUUUGGAUCUGAUUUUUUUUCUUCUUUUUUAUUUAUUGAUAGUUUCCUUUUUUCUCACUAUCUCUUCCCAAUUAUCUGAACAAAACGUUUUGUUUAUACAUUUGUAUGCAGAGAAUCUCUCGUUUCAUUUCCGAGUUGUGCACCGAAUACGAUCUGUUGUGAAGUUACAAUAAAUUGGUUCGUAGUUUUCAU